Molecule: messenger RNA, 681 nt
Organism: Coccinella septempunctata (seven-spotted ladybird)
Lineage: Eukaryota; Metazoa; Arthropoda; Insecta; Coleoptera; Coccinellidae
Product: ADP-ribosylation factor-like protein 2-binding protein
Exons: 4
Coding region: 103-615 (170 amino acids)
Biological process (GO): maintenance of protein location in nucleus; positive regulation of tyrosine phosphorylation of STAT protein
Cellular component (GO): mitochondrial intermembrane space
Source: RefSeq, a predicted model, not a curated record
UGUGCCUGAAAAAUACUCAUAGCAACCGUCUCCAAAGCGAUGACACAAAUAUUUGAAACAGCGCAAAAUUAAAGUUAAAGAAGCACCGAAAUUAUUCCAAAGAUGAACGAUAUCGAAAGAAAAUCAUUAGAAAAACACAUCGACGAUUUAGAACUUUCCCAUUUGAGUCUCGAAAAUGACAGUGACGGCUAUUUCGCCACAGUUAUCGGAAAUAUUGAAGAUGUAAUUAUGGAGGAUGAUUUUUCGAAAUUAUUAACGAGUUUUAUGGACAAACAUUGGAGGGAAUUCGAAGAUGCCGAGGAAAAUAAAUUGAUCUACACGGAUAUAUUCAAGGAAUAUUUAGAAACGAUCGAGAAGUAUAUUGAAGAAAAACUGAGAAAGAACAUCGCCGGUUUCGAUAUGAACAUUUUUGAGAAUGAGCUCAAGAAAAGGGAAAACGAGCUGGAUGGACAAAUAUUCGAAAUUUUGGACACUUUUUCCAAUUUCGAAGCCUUCAAGAGUAUGCUUUUAGAUUAUCGAAAUAUGAAAAUGGGACAUUCUGUCGAUUUUUCCAUGGACAUCUCAGUCAAAAAAUAUAUGAUUGAAAUGGAAUCCGAAGAAACUGGUGUACUUUGAGUAAAAAAAUAUGAAUUUGCAAAUUUUUAAUUCCAUUCAAUGCAUUAAAAUUUCCAUUUGUACUAA